Messenger RNA from Lathyrus oleraceus (garden pea), 2259 nucleotides. Its product is annotated as jacalin-related lectin 3. The transcript is spliced from 7 exons. Lineage: Eukaryota; Viridiplantae; Streptophyta; Magnoliopsida; Fabales; Fabaceae. The record is from RefSeq and is a predicted model, not a curated record. Bases 325 to 2106 code for a protein of 593 amino acids. Gene Ontology annotation, molecular function: carbohydrate binding.
UUCAUUCCAUUUUUAAUAGAGAAUUUUAUGAUGAAAAUGGAGAAUAAGAUUGUAGGAAUACACUGUUUGCUAAGUGACACUCACACAAAUGCAUGAAAGUUAUACUAAACAUGAGACUGAUUUCAACAUGGAACCUGAUUCCUCUACCAUCAACCCUUUCCCUUCAUGGUGGAUUCCAAAUUAGCCUCUCCUUCAAUCUGUCGAGCAUAAAACCCACUUUUUGCUGCCAUAAAUUCCUCUUAAGCCUUCUCCAAAAUAGCCAUCGUAACACUUGCAACCUUCUGUAUUCAACUUCUCUUAACCUGAGUACAAAGGAAAAAGAAGAUGAGUUUAGAGGAGAAACCUGUAUCAGUUGGACCAUGGGGAGGCAGUGGAGGAUACAGUUGGGAUGAUGGUGUUUAUUCAACAAUAAGGCAAUUAGUGAUAGUUCAUGAUGAAGGAAUUGACUCCAUCCAAAUUGAAUAUGACAAGGAUGAUAGUUCUAUUUGGUCACUUAAGCAUGGUGGAAGUGGAGGCCAUAAAAUUGACAAGAUCAAGCUUGAUUACCCAAAUGAGUACCUAACAUCCAUUGAUGGAUACUAUGGUAGCUUAAAUCAAUGGGGACCAAUCUUCAUCAGAUCACUGAGUUUUGAGAGUAACAGGAAAAUCUAUGGACCAUUUGGAGUUGUACAAGGAACAUACUUUUCCUUGCCAGUGACAGGAGCCAUGAUUGUUGGAUUCCAUGGCAGGUAUGGUUGGCACAUAGAUGCCAUUGGAGUCCAUUUGAGGUCCUAUCACCAGCCAAAACCAUCCAAAGCAUUGUCAAACUCACAGAACCACAUAACUAACACUACUGAGAAUGUUGGUUAUUCGGUAAUACAAGGAAGUGUUAGCCAAGGCUUUGAUAUUGUUGUUGCUGUAAAACAGAAAGAUAGUUCUGUCAAAGCUUCACCAACCAAGAAGAUUUUCUCCUAUAAAGAACCUAACAGCAUUGAACCAAAAGAAAAGAUAGUUCCGAUGGUGAAGGCACCAUCAAUAGUUGAAGGUGUGGUCACAUACGGACCUUGGGGUGGUAAUGGUGGAUAUGUCUUUGAUGAUGGACCUUACACUGGAAUCAGACAGAUCGAUUUGUCGCGCAACGUUGGAAUUGUGUGGAUUAGAGUUUUGUAUGAUCUGGAUGGAGAAGCUGUAUGGGGAUACAAACAUGGUGGGGCUGGAGGAUUCAAACAUGAAAAGAUGAUCUUUGAUUUCCCAUAUGAAGUCCUAACACAUAUGUCAGGCUACUAUGGAUCUUUGAUGUAUAUGGGGCCUUCUACUAUAAGGUCACUUACAUUCCAUACUACGAAAAGGGUUUAUGGACCAUUUGGAGAUGAAUAUGGAACUUAUUUCACAACAAAGCUGAAUGAAGGAAAGGUAGUUGGAAUUCAUGGUAGAAAAGGUUUGUUUCUAGAUGCUCUUGGUGUACAUGUGAUAGAAGGAAAAGUGAUAGUGCCAGUAGCAGCAUCUCCCUCCAUGGAAAUCAUCUCAAGAGAACCAAGUAUUACAGAAAUAAACAGUGCAAAGUGGCCUGCAAAAAUUGUGCCUUCUAAAUUAGCACCACUUGAAGAGGUUUCUCGUGGUGUGGUUAAAGAACCAGCUCAAUUUGGACCAGGUCCAUGGGGUGGGGAUGGAGGUAGACUCUGGGACGAUGGAGUCUUUUCUGAUAUUAAGCAGAUUUAUUUGACAAAAUCACCUGAAGGAAUUUGCUCAAUUCAAAUCGAGUAUGAUCGAAACAAGCAAUCUGUAUGGUCUGUGAAGCAUGGCGGUAACGGAGGAAGCACCACACAUAGGAUAAAAUUGGAGUAUCCAAAUGAGGUUCUGUCUUGCAUAUCCGGCUAUUAUGGUUCAAUUACUACCGAUGAACAAGAUAUAGUUAUUAAGUCACUGACUUUCUAUACUAGCAGAGGAAAAUAUGGUCCAUUUGGUGAUGAAGUAGGGAAAUUUUUUACUUCAACCACAACAGAGGGAAAGGCGGUAGGUUUUCAUGGGAGGAGUAGCAUGUAUUUGGAUGCUAUUGGGGUCCAUAUGCAGCACUGGUUGGGAAGUCAGAAAACUUCAAGAUCAUCAUCCCUCUUCAAGCUAUUUUGAUUUGUGAAGAAUAAUAAAGUGUGAGCAGUGUGAUCACACUAUUACUUGUAUACUAUCGAAAUAAUGAUUUGUACUUAUUCGAUCCUAAGUUCCUAAUUAUACAUUCAAACACAAUAUCAAUAGCAAGAGUAACCUGUGACAAUUAUAUUUCAA